Messenger RNA from Drosophila ananassae, 722 nucleotides. It is a transcript of the gene MrgBP, whose product is annotated as MRG/MORF4L-binding protein. The transcript has 2 exons. The record is from RefSeq and is a predicted model, not a curated record. Gene Ontology annotation, cellular component: nucleus; NuA4 histone acetyltransferase complex. Gene Ontology annotation, biological process: regulation of transcription by RNA polymerase II. Lineage: Eukaryota; Metazoa; Arthropoda; Insecta; Diptera; Drosophilidae. Bases 24 to 638 code for a protein of 204 amino acids.
GUUUCUUUUACAACGGCUACAAAAUGAUGGCCAAGGAUAAGGGUCUGGCCGUGGCUGGGGCGGUGGCCCCUUUACCGGCUACCGUGGAUCUGGAGUGGUCCGCCGAAGAGGAGGUGCAUCUGUUCCACGCGAUGGAGGGACUGCGACCUGUGGGCAUCAACAAACACUUUUACAUGUCUUGCAUUGCCCAGCGGUUCUCCAAGGCCCUCAACCGUGAAGUGCCCAGCGAUAUGAUUUGGCGGCACCUAGAAACCAUGUACAAGUUAAAGGAACUCGACCACCUCGAGUCCCUGCCCUUUCCCAACGAGGAGCGCGAGUUCUGCCUACCAGAGCAGGAUUAUGGCUCUCUGCAGACCAAAAAGACGUCUGUGGAGGUAAACACAGCCGUGGAGGCAACUCCGGCUCCACCAGGAGAUGCGAACAGCACUGCAACCGCCGACAGCAAUGGAAAAGCUCCCGUUACCAAAGCACCGAUUCCUGCAAACAGCACAAAGGAUACCGAAAAGAAGGCAUCUAGCAAACCUGCAGAACUACCUAAGCGCCCGGCCAAACGGACUCGUGGCUCCAUGUCGAACGAAUCUAUCAGUCCCUCAACCACACCCCCGCCAGUGCAGAGUAACAAACGCCGUCGCAUCUAGAAACUCUACUCGAAUGAACAGCUGUUAUGACAAGUCUUAGUUAACUAGCUUUACUGUACAUAAAAAAACGAUUUAUUCUUCGAA